Molecule: messenger RNA, 1110 nt
Organism: Papilio machaon (common yellow swallowtail)
Lineage: Eukaryota; Metazoa; Arthropoda; Insecta; Lepidoptera; Papilionidae
Product: venom allergen 5
Exons: 1
Coding region: 64-1110 (348 amino acids)
Source: RefSeq, a predicted model, not a curated record
UAUAAUGGUUUAAUCAACUAGUUUACUUGGAUUUUAGUCUUUUAAAGAGCCUACGUAAUACAAAUGUCUCUUAUUUUGUUAUUCUCGUUUAUAAUUUUGUAUGGAGUUGUAUACAGCGAUGAGAACAACACGCAGAGCAAGGUGGAUUAUUGCUUACAUCCAGACUGUCCUAUAAAAGACCAGCAUACUUUGUGCGCUGCUAACAAUAAAGCUAGCCGCCGUUUAUACGUCUCUGGAAUGACAACUUGGAUGAGGUACCAAAUAUUGCUACUACAUAAUAGACACAGGGACAACAUCGCCAUGGGUUUAGAAGCAGCUCAACCGCCGGCUACAAAUAUGAGAAAAUUAUAUUGGGAUUAUGAACUAGAGGAGAUGGCUGAAGUUUGGGCGAGACAGUGUCAAAAGCGCCACGAUGAGUGUCGAAAUACAAUAAGAUUUAACGCGUUGCAGAACAUGGACGUGCGCCCUGUGGUGCCGAGGGUGACGGAAGCGCAGUUGCUCGCAGACGCGGUAGGGGCCUGGUUCUCCGGUUCCAGAUCUUUGCAACCAGAGAACGUAUGGUCAUUCAAGCUUAGUAAUUGCAGCGCACCGGGCGGGUGUAAUGCUCAUUGGUACUCGGCCGCAGCGUGGGCUUCGACGUGGCGAUUAGGAUGCUCCCAAGCACUUUGUACAGUUCGGAAACCAUCGUGUGUUCUUUUUCGUAAGAGGAGACGGGCACGACUAUUUGAAGCUAAUGAUAUGAAAGCUACGACUACGUCGUCAACGACAGAAAACAUUCUUCGAAGGACAAGAUACAUGACAUCUGGACAAGCUUCUCGAUUUGAAGAUUUUGCGACCACUGUUAAAGACAAUAUCGUGGAGUCACCUUUAUAUCGUGGUGCAAUGGAUAACGUUUCAAAAAGGACAAAACGAAGAGAUCUAAAAAUUAUUGCUUUCACAUUUUGUAAUUAUGGUCCAGCAGGAAACAUAGAAGGUUUUCCAAUUUAUGAAGCCGGCACAACUUGCGCUAAUUGUCCUCAAGGCACCCAUUGUCGAGAUCGAACCCACAGAGCAUUGUGUUCCGUUGUUAACGAUCCGGACGGGCACAACAAAUUGAUGGACGCUAACUAA